AUGGGGCACACUUUGCUCUGUGUGCUGGGGUUAUUCUGGCAGGAUGAUGAUCAAGAGAAGAGCGCUGACGACUCUGUGGGGACAGGACCAACAGGUGCUGUUGCAAUCCUUGAAGUUCCUGAUUUCACUUUGUUUGAAGGAGACUCAGUGACUCUGCGCUGUAGGCAUCGUACUCCAGAAAAUGAGAUGAAAGCUUCCUUUAUCAAAGACGGAUCACCUCUUAAAAUGGAAACAAACCAUCCUUCACUCAGUUUAGUGGAAGUGACCAUUAAUCCAGUGUCAGUGUCAAAUGGGGGAACUUACACGUGUAAAUUUGAUGAUGGGGCCGAAUCUGAAGAAAGAGAACUGAAAGUUGAAGGUCACACUGACAGCAGGAAACACAAUCAUACCAGCGGGGGCAGUGUGACGCUGAGCUGCUCUGUGGAGAAACCUGCUGGCUUCAGAUAUCUAUGGUACAGACUGACCUCUGACUCUACUGAAGUUAAUGAAUCAGACAGAGUUAUCUCACAUGGAGGCAAAUAUACCUGCAGAGGAUGGAGAAGUGAAGAAGGUGUCUUUACACCUGAAAGUGAUGCAGUCACCAUUCAGGAAACUGUUUCCAAUAAGGUCUCUGUGAUCUUGCAACCCAACUGGCCUCAGAUAUUCAGUGGAGAGACAAUCACUCUCAGAUGUGAGAUCCAGGGAGGAGGAGACACUAAAUGGACGUAUGAAUGGACACCAGCCAAAUUAAACAGACCUCCAACAGACAAUGAAUACAGGAUCAGCAGUGCUACUGUGUCCCACAGUGGAGACUACAGCUGUAAGGGUAGAAGAGACUCAUAUUCCUCAACAGAGUGGAGUGAUGUCAUCACACUGACAGUAUCAUCAAAGAGACCAAAGGCCCAACUGAGAGCUGACAGGAGAACUAUUCCAGCAGGGGGCAGUGUGACCCUGAGCUGCUCUGUGAACCCGUCAUCUGGUUGGAAAUACUUCUGGUACAGAGGAGAGAAAACCUCUGAACCCCUGAACACACAAGAUGCUGUCUUCAACUCAAAUGGACAAAUCAGUGUCUCACAGGGAGGACUCUACUGGUGCAGAGGAGGAAGAGGAGACCCAGUUUACUACACAGAGGACAGUGAUCCAGUCAGCAUCAACAAAAUUAUGUCCAACAGGGCCGUUGUGACUCUCCAACCCAGCUGGCUUCAGAUCUUCAGUGGUGAGACGUUCACUGUCAGAUGUGAGAUCCAGGCAGGAGGAGACACUAAAUGGACGUAUGAAUGGACACCAGACGAAUUAAACAGACCUCCAACAGACAAUGAAUACAGGAUCAUCAGAGCUACUGUGUCCCACAGUGGAGACUACAGCUGUAAGGGUAGAAGAGACUCAUAUUCCUCAACAGAGUGGAGUGAUGUCAUCAAAUUGACAGUAUCAUCUCAGAGACCAAAGGCCCAACUGAGAGCUGUCAGGAGAACUAUUCCAGCAGGGGGCAGUGUGACCCUGAGCUGCUCUGUGAACCCGUCAUCUGGUUGGAAAUACUUCUGGUACAGAGGAGAGAAAACCUCUGAACCCCUGAACACACAAGAUGCUGUCUUCAUCUCAGAUGGACAAAUCAGUGUCUCACAGGGAGGACUCUACUGGUGCAGAGGAGGAAGAGGAGACCCAGUUUACUACACAGAGGACAGCGAUGCAGUCGUCACAAACAGGGCUGUUGUGACUCUGCAAACCAGCUGGCCUGAGAUAUACAGAGGAGAGAAGAUCACUCUGAGAUGUGAGAUCAAGGACGGAGGAGACACUGAGUGGGAGUAUAAGUGGUUAACACCCCACUCAGACACAGUGACAAAACACACAUACGGAGUUAUCAGCGCUACUGUUAACAGUGGUGGGAACUACAGGUGUAUGGGUGAACACAAAAAAACCCAAUUAUAUUCAACAGAGUGGAGUGAUCCCUUCAUGCUGAGAGUGUCGGCACAGAGACCAAAGGCUGAACUGAGAGCUGACAGGAGAGACUUUCCAGCAGGGGGCAGUGUGACCCUGAGCUGCUCUGUGAACCCGUCAUCUGGUUGGAAAUACUUCUGGUACAGAGGAGAGAAAACCUCUGAACCCCUGAACACACAAGAUGCUGUCUUCAUCUCAGAUGGACAAAUCAGUGUCUCACAGGGAGGACUCUACUGGUGCAGAGGAGGAAGAGGAGACCCAGUUUACUACACAGAGGACAGUGAUCCAGUCAGCAUCAACAAAAUUAUCCCAAACAGGGCUGUUGUGACUCUGCAACCAAACUGGUCUGAAAUAUACUCAGGAGAGACGAUCAGUCUGAGAUGUGAGAUCAAGGAUGGAGGAGACACUGAGUGGGAGUACGAGUGGAAAACAUCCAGCUCAUACAAACCUUUAAACGACAGUGAAUACAGGAUUAGAUCUGCUUACUCAUCCCACAGUGGAGACUACAGGUGUAAGGGCAGAAUGAAAAGUGCACAGCAGUCUUCAACAGACUGGAGUGAUCCUGUCAAAUUAACAGUAUCAUACAAGCCCCAGCCUGUCCUCACUGUGUCUCCAUCCUGGCUGAGUCCUGGAGCCUCAGUAACUCUGAGCUGCAGAGUUAAAGAUCCAUCUGCAGGAUGGAGGUUCUUCUGGUUUAAGGCUGUUCCCAAACUAUCAGCCAACUACUACGACCAAGAGCUGCUACCUGGCAGCAGCAACGGGACUGAACAGGAUUCCUACAUCGUUCAUGGACAGACACACACAGCAGGAUAUAAGUGCAGAGCUGGAAGAGGAGAUCCAGUGUAUUACACUGAUGACAGUGAACCAAAGUUUGUCUGGUCUGCAGAUUUUCAUUCAUCAGCGUCUCUCACAGUGAGUCCUGACAGAGUGCAACACUUCACCUCUGACUCUGUCUCACUGAGCUGUGAGGGAAACUCUACUGAGUGGAGAGUGAGGAGGUUUACUAAAGACCGCUACCCGUCAUACUCAUCAUGUCGCUCCUACUGGGGCACAAUGACUGGAUCCACAUGCAGCAUAAACAGUUACCAGCAGAGUGAUGCAGUGUACUGGUGUGAGUCUGGAUCAGGAGAGUUCAGCAACACAGUCAACAUCACUAAACAGAAUGAACAUAUUAUCCUGGUGAGCCCUGUCCGUCCUGUGACUGAGGGAGAUCCUGUUAGUCUCAGCUGCAAGUUCAGGACAGAAAAAUUAGUUUCAGAUGUGUUUUUCUAUCGAAAUGACAAACUGAUUCAAAAUGAUAGCAGAAGGGAGCUGAACAUCUCUGCAGUGUUGAAGUCAGAUGAGGGUUUCUACAAGUGUCAACACUCAGGAGAAGAGUCAGCACAGAGCUGGAUGUCAGUUAAAGUGUCCAGACCUGAAAGCUCUUCAGUUCCUGUACCGUUGAUUGUUGGGCUGGUUUGUGGAAUCGUACUUAUUCUUCUUCUGCUCCUUUUGUAUCGCUACAGACCGUCCAAAGAUUCCUGCUCCAUCAGGCCAAUCCAGUCUGAGAGCACUAAUCGAGGUUCUGCUGAAAACUACUCCUCUCCUGUCCACGUGGCUGCAGGUGAUGCUCCUCUCUAUGAAACAAUCAAAGGCUUUGAAAACACACAGAGUGUUGCAGAUGAGUCCCAGGAUUUAACAUAUUCUUUGAUCGAGCUUAAAAACGUUAGAAAGAAAAAGAAGCGACAUGAACCAGAGGAGGUCUGUGUUUACUCUGAGGUGAACGCUGGGACUGCAGACGACAGUCUGAUGUAUGCCCAAGUCAACCGCCGCAAUAAAGGUAAAGCCAAGAAAAACAAAGGAAAAUCACCUCCUGCAGCAGCUGAUGAAACAGUUUAUUCUGAAGUCAAACCAGGAACAGCUCUUGACAACAAUCUGAUGUAUGCCCAAGUCAACCUCCGCAAUAAAGGUAAAGCCAAGAAAAACAAAGGAAAAUCACCUCCUGCAGCAGCUGAUGAAACAGUUUAUUCUGAAGUCAAACCAGGAACAGCUCUUGUUCACAACAGGGCCGUUGUAACUCUGCAACCCAACUGGCCUCAGAUAUUCAGAGGAGAGACGUUCACUGUCAGAUGUGAGAUCCAGGGAGGAGGAGACACUAAAUGGACGUAUGAAUGGACACCAGCCAAAUUAAACAGACCUCCAACAGACAAUGAAUACAGGAUCAUCAGAGCUACUGUGUCCCACAGUGGAGACUACAGCUGUAAGGGUAGAAGAGACUCAUAUUCCUCAACAGAGUGGAGUGAUGUCAUCAAAUUGACCGUAUCAUCAAAGAGACCAAAGGCCCAACUGAGAGCUGACAGGAGAACUAUUCCAGCAGGGGGCAGUGUGACCCUGAGCUGCUCUGUGAACCCGUCAUCUGGUUGGAAAUACUUCUGGUACAGAGGAGAGAAAACCUCUGAACCCCUGAACACACAAGAUGCUGUCUUCAUCUCAGAUGGACAAAUCAGUGUCUCACAGGGAGGACUCUACUGGUGCAGAGGAGGAAGAGGAGACCCAGUUUACUACACAGAGGACAGUGAUCCAGUCAGCAUCAACAAAAUUAUGUCCAACAGGGCCGUUGUGACUCUCCAACCCAACUGGCUUCAGAUCUUCAGUGGUGAGACGUUCACUGUCAGAUGUGAGAUCCAGGGAGGAGGAGACACUAAAUGGACGUAUGAAUGGACACCAGCCAAAUUAAACAGACCUCCAACAGACAAUGAAUACAGGAUCAGCAAAGCUACUGUGUCCCACAGUGGAGACUACAGCUGUAAGGGUAGAAGAGACUCAUAUUCCUCAACAGAGUGGAGUGAUGUCAUCAAAUUGACAGUAUCAUCACAGAGACCAAAGGCCCAACUGAGCGCUGUCAGGAGAGACUUUCCAGCAGGGGGCAGUGUGACCCUGAGCUGCUCUGUGAACCUGUCAUCUGGUUGGAAAUACUUCUGGUACAGAGGAGAGAAAACCUCUGAACCCCUGAACACACAAGAUGCUGUCUUCAUCUCAGAUGGACAAAUCAGUGUCUCACAGGGAGGACUCUACUGGUGCAGAGGAGGAAGAGGAGACCCAGUUUACUACACAGAGGACAGUGAUCCAGUCAGCAUCAACAAAAUUAUGUCCAACAGGGCUGUUGUGACUCUCCAACCCAACUGGACUCAGAUCUUCAGUGGUGAGACGUUCACUGUCAGAUGUGAGAUCCAGGGAGGAGGAGACACUAAAUGGACGUAUGAAUGGACACCAGCCAAAUUAAACAGACCUACAACAUACAAUGAAUACAGGAUCAUCAGAGCUACUGUGUCCCACAGUGGAGACUACAGCUGUAAGGGUAGAAGAGACUCAUAUUCCUCAACAGAGUGGAGUAAUGUCAUCAAAUUGACAGUAUCAUCAAAGAGACCAAAGGCCGAACUGAGCGCUGACAGGAGAGACUUUCCAGCAGGGGGCAGUGUGACCCUGAGCUGCUCUGUGAACCCGUCAUCUGGUUGGAAAUACUUCUGGUACAGAGGAGAGAAAACCUCUGAACCCCUGAACACACAAGAUGCUGUCUUCAUCUCAGAUGGACAAAUCAGUGUCUCACAGGGAGGACUCUACUGGUGCAGAGGAGGAAGAGGAGACCCAGUUUACUACACAGAGGACAGUGAUCCAGUCAGCAUCAACAAAAUUAUCACAAACAGGGCUGUUGUGACUCUGCAACCAAACUGGUCUGAAAUAUACUCAGGAGAGACGAUCACUCUGAGAUGUGAGAUCAAGGACGGAGGAGACACUGAGUGGGAGUACGAGUGGGAAACAUCCAGCUCAUACAAACCUUUAAAAGACAGUGAAUACAGGAUUAGAUCUGCUUACUCAUCCCACAGUGGAGACUACAGGUGUAAGGGCAGAAUGAAAAGUGCACAGCAGUCUUCAACAGACUGGAGUGAUCCUGUCAAAUUAACAGUAUCAGACAAGCCCCAGCCUGUCCUCACUGUGUCUCCAUCCUGGCUGAGUCCUGGAGCCUCAGUAACUCUGAGCUGCAGAGUUAAAGAUCCAUCUGCAGGAUGGAGGUUCUUCUGGUUUAAGGCUGUUCCCAAACUAUCAGGCAACUACUACGACCAAGAGCUGCUACCUGGCAGCAGCAACGGGACUGAACAGGAUUCCUACAUCGUUCAUGGACAGACACACACAGCAGGAUAUAAGUGCAGAGCUGGAAGAGGAGAUCCAGUGUAUUACACUUAUUACAGUGAACCAAUGUUUGUCUGGUCUGCAGAUUUUCAUUCAUCAGCGUCUCUCACAGUGAGUCCUGACAGAGUGCAACACUUCACCUCUGACUCUGUCUCACUGAGCUGUGAGGGAAACUCUACUGAGUGGAGAGUGAGGAGGUUUACUGAGGACGACACCGGGUCAUACUCAUCAUGUCGCUCCUACUGGGGCACAAUGACUGGAUCCACAUGCAGCAUAAACAGUAACCAGCAGAGUGAUGCAGUGUACUGGUGUGAGUCUGGAUCAGGAGAGUUCAGCAACGCAGUCAACAUCACUAAACAGAAUGAACAUAUUAUCCUGGUGAGCCCUGUCCGUCCUGUGACUGAGGGAGAUCCUGUUAGUCUCAGCUGCAAGUUCAGGACAGAAAAAUUAGUUUCAGACGUGUUUUUCUAUCGAAGUGACAAACUGAUUCAAAAUGAUAGCAGAAGGGAGCUGAACAUCUCUGCAGUGUUGAAGUCAGAUGAGGGUUUCUACAAGUGUCAACACUCAGGAGAAGAGUCAGCACAGAGCUGGAUGUCAGUUAAAGUGUCCAGACCUGAAAGCUCUUCAGUUCCUGUACCGUUGAUUGUUGGGCUGGUUUGUGGAAUCGUACUUAUUCUUCUUCUGCUCCUUUUGUAUCGCUACAGACUGUCCAAAGAUUCCUGCUCCAUCAGGUCAAUCCAGUCUGAGAGCACUAAUCGAGGCCCUGACACAGUUUAUGUGGUCGACCAGAAGGAGGCUCAACGUGAUGAAUACUCCACCCUUCUCCAUGGUGAUAUUUGUCUCUAUGAAACAAUCAAAGGCUCCAAAGAAAAUGAAAAUGAUUCCUGCUCCAUCAGGCCAAUCCAGUCUGAGAGCACUAAUCGAGGCCCUGACACAGUUUAUGUGGUCGACCAGAAUGAGGCUCAACGUGACGAAUACUCCACCCUUCUCCAUGGUGAUGUUUGUCUCUAUGAAACAAUCAAAGGCUCCAAAGAAAAUGAAAAUGGUGAUGAUGCUCGUCUCUAUGAAACAAUCAAAGGAUCCAAAGACACUAAAAAUGGUAUUACCUGUACAGAGUCUUUUCCAACCAGGUUUUGAACCUACAAUCCGACAAUCUUGAAGCUGGGAGAAAAAUGUGCCAACUAUUGAGCCACGGAUUGCCAUGAAAGUUUGUAAAGACAUUCAUGUUCCCCAGAGGAUGGAGCUGAA
This is a messenger RNA of Micropterus salmoides (largemouth bass), 7329 nucleotides long. RefSeq lists its product as uncharacterized. Gene Ontology annotation, molecular function: transmembrane signaling receptor activity. Gene Ontology annotation, biological process: cell surface receptor signaling pathway. NCBI's taxonomy places the organism in Eukaryota, Metazoa, Chordata, Actinopteri, Centrarchiformes, Centrarchidae. The record is from RefSeq and is a predicted model, not a curated record.